UUUGUUCUUUACUUUCUCUUUUGUUUUGUUUUUCCCUUCAAACUUCUAGUUCUAAUUAUAGCUUUCCAUUCCUUUCUUCUUGUUCGAGGCUCUUCUCUGCUCUUCCAUAUUCUUCUCCCUGUUCAUCCUUGUUCUCUGCUUAGUUUUUGUCAUGUGCUCCACCGAUUAAUUGUAAUUCGACGUUUGUCAUUCUCGCUCCCUGAUCCUGUUCUUGUCUGAGCUGAUCGAUUCUCACUCACAGGUUCUUCUCAACUGCAUUUGUUUUCUGCAGAUCGUCUCUACUGCAGCCUUGAUAUCUAAUCUGUAAGGAUGAAGAAGGGUUUUUAUGGACUGCGGGGUAAAGAGUUAUCUCUUGUAACCAUUGCCUUGAUGUGCAUGGUUAUUAUUAUGUUGACAUGGGAGAAGACUCCUCUUCUUAAUACCUUUCCUCCACCUCAGACUCGAUUGCAGCUGUCUCCAGAUCGCGGUAGACUGGUUAGUAUUUCUCCUUUGGAGCAACAAGGACAUACUGGCGAACAUGUUCCCGUUUUUGAAGAUAGAAACAUUGUAAAUAACCAAGAAGCUCGUGGGCCUUUUUCUCAUGGUUAUUCAAAUGAAGAGGACACAGUAUCUUCUCAGAAUAAAGGAAACCCUCUAGGUUCCAGAGAAACUACACACAAACAGAUAGUGGAACUUAGAAAUGAUGGGAACUCAGGAAGUCCAGGAGAAAUUAUAGAAGAUGAAACAAUACAUAACCAAAUUGUGGUAGAAGGUAAAAAGGCUCCUAUAAAGCAAGAGGUUUUUAAACCAAAACCAGAAAAAGUUGAUGGAAAAAUAAAGCAGGUAGUAGAAGAAAAUUAUUCAAGACAAGCAGAACAAAAUGUUGAUUCAGUGUCGUCGAAUAUAUACAAUGGCAGUACGAUAGAUGACAAAUUGAAGAGGACUCAAGCCUGCAAUUAUGCAAAAGGAAAAUGGGUUGUAGAUGAGGAGCAGCCUUCGUAUUCUGGAUUUGGCUGCAAGCAAUGGCUCUCUGGCAUGUGGGCUUGUCGUUUGACCCAACGCACAGAUUUUUCCUAUGAAAAGCUUAGAUGGCAGCCAAAUAAUUGUGAAAUGGAAAGAUUCAAAGGUUCCGAGUUUUUGAAAAGGAUGCAAGACAAAACUCUAGCUUUUGUUGGAGACUCUUUAGGCCGCCAGCAAUUCCAGUCUAUGAUGUGUAUGGUCACAGGUGGUAAGGAGGAGCAGCAUUUCGUGGAUGUGGGUGAAGAAUACGGCUUGGUCUUAGCUCCUGGCGAUACACGCCCUAAUGGGUGGGCAUAUCGAUUCCCAAGCACCAAUACUACAAUUCUCUACUACUGGUCAGCUAGCCUCUGCGAUGUGGAGCCCUUGGAUGAAAAAGAUCAAAACACCGAUUAUGCCAUGCAUCUUGAUCGACCACCUGCAUUCCUACAGCAAUAUAUUAAUAAAUUUGAUGUGUUGGUUCUAAACACAGGGCACCAUUGGAAUCGUGGAAAGCUCAAGGCUAAUCGCUGGGUGAUGCAUGUGGAUGGCAAGCCAAACAAUGACAGGAAACUCGCUAUGAUUUGGAGUGCCAAGAAUUUCACCAUCUACAGUAUCGUCAACUGGGUGAACUCUCAGCUGCCAAAGUAUCCAGGCUUGAAAGCUUUUUAUCGAUCAAUUUCACCAAGACACUUUGUGGGUGGAGAUUGGAAUACAGGAGGAAGUUGUGACAACACGAGACCAAUGUCAAUUGGAAAGGAAGUAUUACAAGAUGAAUCAAGUGAUGAGAGUGCUGCAGGCGCAGUGAAAGGGACGGGGGUUAAGAUUUUGGACAUAACAGCCCUCUCCCAGCUUAGAGACGAGGCUCAUAUAUCUAAAUACAGCAUAACAGCUAAAGCCGGGGUUCAGGAUUGCCUCCACUGGUGUCUACCAGGCGUCCCUGAUACAUGGAAUGAGAUUUUGUUUGCGCAAAUCUAGUCACAUGGUUACGGGAUGCGAAGUCAAAUGAGAAACUGGCUGCAGUGUUCUUGAAUGAGCGAGUUUCUGAUUACUAUCCAUGGUUUAAUAUGGUGGAAGGCUCGUAUUUCUCUUCGUACUUUAUACACCAUAUGAAUUCCUAUAUUACACAUAAUUAUAAUUAGACACAGAUGGUUUAUAGUAA
This is a messenger RNA of Benincasa hispida (wax gourd), 2137 nucleotides long. Its product is annotated as protein trichome birefringence-like 16. Gene Ontology annotation, molecular function: acetyltransferase activity. NCBI's taxonomy places the organism in Eukaryota, Viridiplantae, Streptophyta, Magnoliopsida, Cucurbitales, Cucurbitaceae. Gene Ontology annotation, cellular component: Golgi apparatus. Gene Ontology annotation, biological process: plant-type secondary cell wall biogenesis; xyloglucan metabolic process; xylan biosynthetic process. The record is from RefSeq and is a predicted model, not a curated record.